AUGGCGUUUGACAGAGUAGAAAAAUUCGUAAAACGAACUACGUCGACCUGUGAUCAAAUAGGGCCCGGAACUUACGAUGUAUCGGAUAUAUCAAAGCCACCUCGAGAUCUGGACAAUGCUUAUCCAUUUUUGAGCGGAACCAGCAGACAGACACUCGGCAUACCAAAAGACGCGCAUAAGUUUCCAGGACCUGGCUCGUACAAUAUAGAGGCGCCGCAAAAACAUAUACCAGAACGUGGCGGCGUUAGUAUCGAUUACACCGAUGUUAGAUUUAAAGAAAAGGUGUAUGAAGAACCAACAACAAGGUACAGUUUGCCAGAUGAUUCAUUUCAGGAAUCGCCUCAAAAAACAAGAUCCCAUCUGGGUACUUGGCGAGGCCCUGCUGGCAAAGAGACAAACUUUACUACUCUGAAGUACAAAGGAAACUUUUGGAGCAGAAUGAAGGGUAGAGAUGACGAACGGACUUCCGUGACCCCGGGUCCCGGGAACUACGAGCAUGAAACAAAGAAAAGUCCCGCCCAAAUCCACGACGAGAAAACUAGGGAAGCGAAAAGAGCCACCGUUAAGCAGCCGCGUUUCUUGGAAGCUUUGUACCAGCAAAAAUUACGCCAAAACUUUCCAGCUCCUAAUCGUUACGGUCCACCGAAAAGCGUGUUUGAUAAGUACAAAUAUAUCUCGUGUAAGUGUAAUCCUUAUAAAGUGGAGCCACCACCUUUUAAUCAAACUGCAAAGAGAUUUGAGAAGGAUAUUGAAUCAGAGACACCUGGACCGGGGACAUAUGAAAUCGCAAAUGAACAAAUUUGUUACAGUUCUAUUCUUGCCGCACCUUUCGGCGCUUUCAAUACCCGAUUUAAAAAAGUCGAUGACACAGUAACUCCAGGAAGCUCAAAUUUACAUAACGUAGGGAAGAGUGGUGACUGCCUGCCGGAAAUGACGUUUUGCUGUGCUCUGCAGGUCAUUUCCACGCAGAAGCGCGUGGCCGAUGUUGCCCAGAGAAAUCACUUCCGGCUCGCUGAGCCGGAAAUUCGAGCCAAUCCCUGCCUGGUGUCUCUGUCUCUAUAG
Molecule: messenger RNA, 1062 nt
Organism: Linepithema humile (Argentine ant)
Lineage: Eukaryota; Metazoa; Arthropoda; Insecta; Hymenoptera; Formicidae
Source: RefSeq, a predicted model, not a curated record